CGGGCGGGCGGCGCGGUGGUAAUGGCGGCCGCGGGCUGGGAGCGGAGUCUGCUGGAGAUCGGCAGCUCAGAGCGGCACUUCCCGGCGUGGCGGGAGCUGCGGCUGGAGACCGGAGUCAGUGCUGUUCCAGGCGUGAAGUACUCUGAUAGUGCUGGUGGAUUUUUCUAUGAAGAAAGUGGGAAGCUGCAGUCAGUCACCAGAAACCGCUUCAUACACUGGACCAGCUCCGGAGAUACGCUGCAGCUGCUGGAACAGUCGCUUGAUGCCAACCUGCUGAACAAUGCCGUGCGUCUAAAGAUCCCGCACUGUGCCCUGCUUCCGGGUGGCGUCCAUGUGCACGAGACCCAUGACCGAGUCACUCUCCUGAUCCUCACCAACCAGACAGUGCACAGGAUUGUGCUGCCGCACCCCUCCCGCAUGUACAGAAGUGAGCUGAUCAGUGAGGCUCACGUGCAGUCCAUCUUCACGGACAUCGGCAAAGUGAAUCUCCAGGAUCCCAGCAACAUGUGUGUUAUUCCCAGCAUUCCAGGACAUGCCUCCAGCUCCACAGCCUCUGCCUCUUGGCUGAACAAUGAAGGGGAAGCACUGUUUGCCCUGGCGUCAGGGUCCGGGGCCAUUCUGAUCAUCCGGCUCCCCGAGGCCGACUCUGAAGACGCGAUCUCGCUGCUGGAGCUGAAGCAGAGCUCAGUCAUGCAGAGGUUGCUCACAGGGUGGAUGCCAACUGCUAUCAGAGGUGAGCAGGGCCCCUCCGACCUGCCCGUCAGCCUGGCUGUCCAGCUGUUGGAACACGAUGCCUUUAUCUUCGCUCUCUGUCAGGAUCAUAAGCUGCGUCUCUGGUCCUACAAGGACCAACUGUGCCUGAUGGUGGCAGACCUGCUGGUCUUCAUGCCAGCGAAUAAAGAGUUGAAACACAUGGGCAGCUUGGGGCAUAAGCUGCGGCUGGCCUACUCCUCCACUGGCUUCUACCUUAGCGUCUACCUGCACUGCCCGAAGCGAGGACAGUUUUGUGUUUUCCAGCUUGUGAGCAGCAUUGAGAGCAGCCGGUACAGCCUGGAUCACAUCUCCACGCUCUUCUGUACACAGGAGGUGCUGGUGGACUUUGCUCUGACGCCCACUGAUAUCUGGGCCCUGUGGCAGGACGAGGAGAAUCAGGCCAGCGUUAAAUACAUCAACUUUGAGCAUAACAAUGCCGGGCAGUGGAACCAGGUCUUUGUGCAGCCUGUUGCUGAUGAAGAAAUCCACGUCCCGGAGGAUCAGGACCCCAAGGAGGCGUAUCUGGAUUAUCUCUUCGCUCCCGGACGCUUCACUCCCCAGGCUGUGCUGAAGGCUCUGCAGAUCUCCAGCCGCUGCGCUGAGAGGAUCCUGGAGCCGUCUGUGGCUGGAUUGAAAAAGGAAGUGACACUGGCUGUUGAAAGUGCGAUCCAAAACAGCGUGACGGAAUACGAGUUCUCUCAGGAAAUUUACCGCCAGCUGCAGGUGGAAUUCUGGUCUAAGUUCUAUGCCUGCUGUCUGCAGUACCAGGAGGUGCUGGCCCGGCCCCUGGCUCUGCUUGUCAACCCCCACACUAACAUGGUGUGUCUGCUGAAAAAGGGCUUCACGUCUUUCCUGUUCCCCUGCCCGCUCAUUGAUCACCUGUACAUGUCGUCAGACGAGCACCUGCUGGUGGAGGACGAGACCGCCAUCACAGACGAUCCAGACGUAGCAAAGGACCUGUUGCAAUUGGUGUACUGCCUCCGGCUAGUGGGAGACUCGAUCUCUCCCGAGAUGGCCUCGCUGAUGGAAAUGGCCGUCAGCCACCUGCAGUCCCCAGAGCGGGCCGCAGAGCAGGUCAUGCAGGACCUCCUGACCAGAGACACAAGUGACCUGAUGGAACUGCAGUGUAAGCUACAAGACAUCCGCAACCCAGCCCAUGUCAUUGGGCUCCUGCUGAGAGACAUGGACCUGGAGAGCGAAUUGGACAUUGGCGACGCCCAACCACUGCCAGUGAGGAUGAACCUGGCCCAGUUGUUCGGAGGCAGCAUUGGGGUCAGCGUGCUGUGCCAGGCGGCCUAUCACAUGUCAAGCACCCGCUUCCUGAUCUGCCGUGACCUCCUCAUACUCCAACAGCUCAUGCUACACCUCGGAGAGAACGCGGUGCUGGCCGGGGGAGGCUGCCUGUUACAGCUACAGCAGGAACUGAUGCCGCGCACCGGGCUCCUCCUCUCCUCUUACUAUGUGCUGCGCUGGGCCAGCCAGACCCUGGCCUCUGCCGUGCCUAUCGACACCCUGGAAUUGAACCUUCGUCAGUUGUCGGUGCUGGAGCUCUCGGACACCACAACAAUCACCUCACACCGAACAGUGACCAGCCCGCGGACGGUGGUGGAGUUGUUUUACCAGAAUGUGGCCAGAAAACAUAUCAUUUCCCGCCUCCUGUCUCAGCAAAACAGCCCCUUGAGCCAGGGAGCCCUCUGCUGGUCCCCACUCAGCAUGGCCAUCGCCAACCACCUGCUCCAGGCCCUAUGGGUUAAUAACAGCAGCUUCCUCUUCCCGGAGUUCCUGAUGGGUCACUGCCAGUACACACAACUCCAGGAGUACGUGCGGUUGCUGCAGCCCUGGUGUGAGGUGAACGUCGGUUCGCGCCGUUUCGCCCUGGCUCAGUGUUACCUCGUCACUGGGGAGGGCCACAAGGCUCUGGACUGUUUCUGUGAGGGAGCGGCCGCUGUGGGACGGGAAGAAUUCUUGGACAGACUGAUCCACACUGAGGAUGAGGAAGCCACAUCCACACCCAGACUGCAGUAUUACAACAAGGUGCUGCGUGUGCUGGAGGAUGUGGGGCUGCCGGAGCUGGUGCUGGAGUUGGCAGCCGUGGCUGUGAUUGAGGCCAAGGAUGACUGGAAAAUGCAGGCCACCCUGUGGACAAAGAUCUUCAAGCACCACCUGGAUCUCGGUCACAACAACCAGGCUUACGAGGCCCUGACUCAGAACCCGGACUCCAGCAGGCGCCUGGACUGUCUGCGGGAGCUGGUGGUGGUGCUGUGUGAGCGCUCACAGCUUCAACACCUUGUGCAGUUUCCUUAUGUCAACCUGCACGAUGAGGUUGUUGGAAUCAUCGAGUCCCGAGCUCGGGCUGUUGACCUCAUGGCUCACAAUUACUACGAGUUACUGUACGCGUUUCACAUCCAGCGACACAACUUCCGCAAAG
Messenger RNA from Callorhinchus milii (elephant shark), 3181 nucleotides. RefSeq names its product nucleoporin 160 (gene nup160). The record is from RefSeq and is a predicted model, not a curated record. Lineage: Eukaryota; Metazoa; Chordata; Chondrichthyes; Chimaeriformes; Callorhinchidae. Gene Ontology annotation, molecular function: structural constituent of nuclear pore. Gene Ontology annotation, cellular component: nuclear pore.